CACAACUCCCAUCAGCCGCAGCCCCCGCUGGGGAUUGGCUGGAUGUUCCUGGAGGAGGAGGAGCCUCGCUCGGCUGAAGAGGACUACUACAACUCCCAGCAUUCCCGGACAAGCCUUGGCGGCUGGGGACGGCGGGAGUUGUAGUCCACGGGAAGCGGCGGCGGCGGGUGGGAGCCCCGCUUCUUCCCCUCCCCCCCGCUGAGGCGGGGGAGGCCGGAGGAAAGCCCGGCCAGCCGGCCCGCGAGAAGGCCAGCCCCAGCCAUGUCUCUUCUCUGGAGUUUCCUCCCCGCCUGUGAAGAAGAAGAAGAAGAAGAAGCUGACGCCUGAGGCUGCUGAGGCCGGUGGGGGCCCUUCCCUGACUGGCCCGUGGCCAGUGCACCACGAUGAGGAUGAACCCCCCGGACGGGUUCCCCCCGCAGACGAGGGAGCACCCCUCCAGCGCCGAGGGCAGAGUCCCGCAGAGCCUGCCCCCCAAGACCGGGGCUGGCCGGACUGCAAGGAGGGAGGCGGGCGACAGCGGGGACCUCCCCUCGGAGGACCGGCCGGAAAGCGAGGCCGCCUCCUUCUUCCGCGACCCGCUGAGAUGCCCAGCAGGAGGAGGAGGAGGGCUGCCCGCCGGCCUGGGGUUCAAGUCCUUCACCCCCAAGCCGCCCCACAAACCGCGGCUCGAGCGGACCUCCUCUCUGGAUGAGCUGUUCUGGCGGCGGCGGCAGCGGCACUUCCGGGCGAGCCAGGAGAGCCUGCCGGACCCCGCCGAGAUGAGCUCCUCCAGCGGGUGCCUGCAGGGCAGCCCCCCCGCCGGCCGCCGGGCCCUCCCUGGUGGCCAGCGCCACCACCACGACCCGCUGCCUCUGCACGGCCUGCACAAGGCCUGUGAGCCCCCCCGCCCCAGGCAGGGCACGUCAGGCCUCUUGGGCCUGCAGCUGUCCCCGGCCCAGGCUCUGCCCCCCGGGGGCCUGGAGGGCUCCUUCCCGGCGCUGAGGACGGCUAAGAGGAUCGACCUGGAUUGUGCGGAUUACCGGCCUCCUUCCCGGAGCGGCUUGGCCAGGGCCAGCAGCAGCUGCAGCAGCAGCGACGCCCGGCUGCCCAGCCGAGGGAUGGUCUGCGACAACUGCUCCACCGCCUCCAUGAAGUCCGGCUUCAGCCUCCUGGCGCCCAUCCGGGUCAGGGACGUCCGCAGCAGGAGCUAUUUGGAAGGCAGCCUCCUGGCUAGUGGUGCGUUGCUGGGAGCAGAAGAGCUGGACCGAUACUUUCCCGACCGGAGCCUUGGCGUCUUUGUGGCCACCUGGAACAUGCAGGGCCAGAAGGAGCUCCCCGAGGCGCUGGAUGAUCUCCUGCUGCCCUCCGACCCCGACUACGCCCAGGACAUGUACGUGAUCGGGAUCCAAGAAGGCUGCCCCGACAGGCGUGAGUGGGAGAUCCGCCUGCAGGAGACGCUGGGCCCCCACUACGUCAUGCUGGGCGCCGCCGCCCACGGCGUGCUCUACCUGGCGGUCUUCCUGCGCAGGGACCUGAUCUGGUUCUGCUCCGAGGUGGAAUGCGCCACGGUGACCACGCGGAUCGUCUCUCAGAUCAAGACCAAGGGCGCCCUGGGGCUUGGCUUCACCUUCUUCGGCACGUCCUUCCUCUUCAUCACUUCCCACUUUACGUCCGGAGACAGCAGAGUGUACGAGCGGGUGCUGGACUACAAGAAGACCAUCCAGGCCUUGGCUCUGCCCAGGAGCAUUCCGGACACCAACCCCUACCGCUCCAGCCCAGCGGAUGUCACCACCCGCUUUGACGACGUCUUCUGGUUCGGGGACUUCAAUUUCCGCCUGAACGAGGACCGGGAGGUGGUGGAGCAGCUCCUCAAGCGAGACGGGGAGGUGGACGUGGCCCCACUGCUGCAGCACGACCAGCUGCUCCAGGAGAUGGAGAAGGGGUCUGUUUUCAAGGGGUUCCAUGAAGCGCCCGUCCUUUUCCGUCCUUCCUACAAGUUUGACGUUGGGCAGGACACCUACGACACAACCUCCAAGCAGAGGACGCCCUCGUACACGGAUCGCGUGAUCUACCGGAGCCGUCACAAGGAUGACAUCCAUGCUGUGAAAUACUCUUCCUGUCUGGAGAUCAGAACGUCGGACCACCGGCCUGUGUAUGGGUUGUUCCGCGUCAAAGUGAGACCUGGAAGAGACAACAUUCCACUCGCGGCCGGCCAGUUUGACCGAGAGCUGUAUCUGAUUGGCAUCAAGAGACGGAUCACACGGGAGCUUCAGAAGAAGCGGGCUCUGAAGGACCAGAAGUCCAGCGCUGUCUGUUCCGUGGCCUGAGCGAAGGGCCAUCCCAGGAGGCAGGCAGGCAGGCAGGCACCGGGGGCUCUUCAGGAGCAUCGUGGCUGCUCAGGUGGAUGUGAGCCAAACACCCGUUUGCCCAGAGGCCAAGGGGGCUCUUCCCUGGCUGGGCUGCGCCUAGAGCCGCUGCUGCUGCUCUCUGGAGCUUCUGCCGCCGGGGCUCUGGGCAGCCUUUGCCCUUGGAGCCGAAGACUCCUCUCUGGGGACCAGCUGGGGGAGCCAAGGCAAGCUCUGCAGCCAGCUUGGGCGUUUCCAGUCAGGAAUGGGCAGGAGCCACUGGAUGGGAUGCCAGCUGCCAUCCCCCAGGGACCUUGUUUUCUGAACUCCAGCAGGCAUCCCUUUUGCCAUUCUGCUGGAGUAGCAAUGCCAGCGGGGCGUGCUGAGGAAGGAGAGCUGCUGCUGCUCCAACCCCUGUGGCAUGCUGCUAGGGGGCGGCUGGCGGGGGCAGCGCUCCCUGUGGCAGGGAUCCCUCAAUGUUUUUGACAACAACUCCCAUCGCUCCCAUGGCCUUGGGCUGGGGAUUCUGGGAGCUGUAGUCCACGGCAUCCAGGAGUCCCUGGCGCAGGGAAGACGGAUGUCGAGGUGCCUCCUUGGUUCCCAGACCAGGACAAGCCAACCGAUGCUGGUUUGUGGCACUUGAAGAUCCAGGGGGCAGUGGAGGGUGGUGCUGCCUUUCCUCGGGUUCUGGGUGAUGUUUGUUUUCAGAACCCGUUUUCACAAAUAAAACAAGACCCAGAUGUUUUAACAA
Hemicordylus capensis (graceful crag lizard) is the source of this 3075-nucleotide messenger RNA. It is a transcript of the gene INPP5E, whose product is annotated as inositol polyphosphate-5-phosphatase E. The coding region runs from base 384 to 2306 and encodes 640 amino acids. Gene Ontology annotation, molecular function: inositol-polyphosphate 5-phosphatase activity. The record is from RefSeq and is a predicted model, not a curated record. Lineage: Eukaryota; Metazoa; Chordata; Lepidosauria; Squamata; Cordylidae. The transcript is spliced from 11 exons. Gene Ontology annotation, biological process: phosphatidylinositol dephosphorylation.